This is a messenger RNA of Glarea lozoyensis ATCC 20868, 774 nucleotides long. Its product is annotated as NAD(P)-binding Rossmann-fold containing protein. Gene Ontology annotation, biological process: siderophore biosynthetic process. Gene Ontology annotation, molecular function: 2,3-dihydro-2,3-dihydroxybenzoate dehydrogenase activity. The transcript has 3 exons. The record is from RefSeq and is a predicted model, not a curated record. The coding region runs from base 1 to 774 and encodes 257 amino acids. Lineage: Eukaryota; Fungi; Ascomycota; Leotiomycetes; Helotiales; Helotiaceae.
AUGCCUCAACUAACCUGGCUAAUAACAGGCUGCUCCUCCGGCUUCGGCGAACUCUUCACACGCACAGCACUCGCCAGAGGCGAUCGUGUAAUCGCUACAUCACGCUCCUCCGCAUCUACACGUCUAACGCACCUCAAAACCCUAGGCGCCACGAUCCUAGACCUCGACGUCACGCUUCCCCAAGCCGAACUCAACGCCAAAAUCGCCGACGCAAUCGCCAUCUACGGCUCCAUCGACGUGCUCGUAAACGCAGCGGGCUAUAUUGAGGCGGGUAUGGUGGAGGAGUUAGGACAUGAACGGUUAUUGAAACAGUUGAAUACGAAUUUAUUCGGCACCGUCAACGUGACGCGGGUCUUCGAAUGUCUCCGUCUCGAAACCGCCUCCUUCGGCAUCACGUCCAUCCUCUUCCAACUCGGAUUCUUCCGCACCAAGAUCAUGGAUCCGGGGAACCUAGGCGUGAAUCUCGACCCUGACGCCGCUAUCCCGGAUUACGCGGAGCUGAACCAGAUCGUAGGCGGGUUCGUGGCGCAGAUGGAUAAGAAUCAACCUGGGGAUCCGGUUAAGGCGGUGGAUGUGAUGGUGGAUGUGGUGAGGAAGGAGGGCGUUGCGCAGGGGAGGGAGAUCCCGGAGCGGUUCCCGCUGGGGAGCGAUGUUUUGGGGAAGAUUAGGGCGAAGUAUACGAGGUAUUUGGGGGUUUGUGAUGAGUGGGAGGAUGUUAUUAGGGGGACUGAUCUUGAGGGGGUGGAGAGGGGGGAAGCGCGGGUUAAUGUUUGA